GAGGUGAAGCGCACCGGAGGAACAGAAAAGUCGAUAACCUUCAGGGUCCGAUUUAGGGUGGGUUGACUUUUACCAAUAUUGACCCAAUCAUCGCUCGCCACGUCAUCUGGUAAUCCCUGAACCCACACCGUCUCCGUCUCGCCAUCGAGACCUAAUCGUUUGUCGUCUCCGAACGACAUAUGCCGGCGGCGAAUAUUCCGAUAUGGAUUUCAGGAUCGAAAAUGAUGUUUCUGCUGGGAUGAUGGGAUGUCCAGACGGACUAGAGGCUAACACCGUCGAGAACCAGAAUGAAAUUGGUCAAAAUUCCGGUCAAGCAAUGCUCGAGCAAGAUGAAGUUCAUAAAGUAGAUCCAGAUUCUGCAGAGAGGGAUACCCCUGUAGGAGUUCCAGCUAUGCCAGAGGUCCCAGCAGAUGAGCCCUAUGUCGGGCAGGAGUUUGAAUCUGAAGCAGCUGCACAUGCAUUUUAUAAUGCAUAUGCCACACGAGAAGGAUUCGUCAUCCGUGUAAGUAAACUUUCACGGUCGAGACAUGAUGGAUCUCCCAUCGGCCGGCAACUUGUUUGUAACAAGGAGGGUUACAGGUUACCUAGCAAGCGUGACAAGGUUAUUAGGCAACGGGCAGAGACAAGGGUUGGUUGCAGGGCAAUGAUUUUGGUGAGAAAGGAAAAUUCUGGGAAAUGGGUUAUCACAAAGUUCGUCAAGGAGCAUACUCAUCCUUUGAUGCCUGGAAGGGUUCGAAGGGGUUGCAUUUAUGAUCAAUAUCCCAAUGAGCACGACAAAAUCCAGGAGCUGAUGCAGCAGCUAGCAGCGGAGAAAAAGAGAGCUGCAACAUACAAAAGGCAUCUAGAGAUGCUCUUUGAGCAAAUCGAGCAGUACAAUAAUUCCCUAUCCAAGAGGAUCCAACACAUAGUAGACAGUGUGAGGGAGAUAGAGCAGCAGAACGUAUAGUCUUUCGUUAAAAAUCUCCGGUCAUAUUCUUCACCCAUUGAUUUAAGAGAUAGAUAUGUUCUCAGUUUUUUUCCUUCAGAUGCUUUUGUAUCUUGUCAGAUCAAUUUUGCGCUGUUAUUGCUUCUUUUCCCUUGCUAAUCGUAGGUUUCUUUUCAAACCCACGUUUCCAAGUGUCCUGAAAAGUUUGGUUUUGAUGUAUCUGCAAUUGAUUUUGGUCAGGAAAACAGGGUUUUGUAGGACAAACACAUACAGCCCUUUCAUCCACCCCGUAAGUGAGAUUCAAAGCACCGUUAAGAUCCUCUGUAACAUUUUCCUCUUCUUAAAAUCUGAUAUACAAUUUCAUUUCCAUUUGCGUA
Molecule: messenger RNA, 1302 nt
Organism: Tarenaya hassleriana
Lineage: Eukaryota; Viridiplantae; Streptophyta; Magnoliopsida; Brassicales; Cleomaceae
Product: protein FAR1-RELATED SEQUENCE 1
Exons: 3
Coding region: 203-946 (247 amino acids)
Source: RefSeq, a predicted model, not a curated record